Messenger RNA from Diaporthe citri, 237 nucleotides. RefSeq lists its product as uncharacterized. NCBI's taxonomy places the organism in Eukaryota, Fungi, Ascomycota, Sordariomycetes, Diaporthales, Diaporthaceae. The transcript is spliced from 2 exons. The record is from RefSeq and is a predicted model, not a curated record. The coding region runs from base 1 to 237 and encodes 78 amino acids.
AUGAUCAUCGCCCCGUUGCUCCUCGCCAUAGCGGGAUUCCUCAUCGUCUCGAGGGCACACAGCAUUGUCAUGCUUCCCGCAGGGCUCUGCGUCGGCGGCAACCCGGCGCGCUCCCGCAUCUUCUGGUACGUCGCCGCCGCCGUGUACGCCAUCGGGGCGGCGGGGGUCUUCUUCGGGUACAAACCCCCGCCGCGGCCGUGGGAGAAGAUGCGCGAGCUCGACUGGCUGGGUUGCUAG